GACAUCCAGCUCCCCGGCGCGAGCGCCCGCCUAUGGUCCGUCCACUAACUUUGGCUCCUGAGGAAUAGUUGUGGAUCACUCUGAUCAGCUGUUUCUACGUUCUCAAAACGCAUUUGUUUUGAGACUCUCUUUUACCUUUCACUGUUUUAUGCACAAAAUACAUGCAUGCGCGCAGAUAAGGGACAAUGGUUUCAAACGCAUAUAUUUUAGGGUUUUUGUGCUUUUGCUCAAUAUGGAUAGGCUCGCAAGCUCAGUUGGAUAGACCCAGGUUCAAAGAGUGUCCUGUGGACUUGUUCUUCGUCCUGGACACCUCUGAGAGUGUUGCCCUUCGGGGGAAGCCCCCAGAGUUCUUCAUCAACCAGAUCAAAGACUUCACCAAGACCUUCAUCGAUGAGCUGAAAGACAUGCGUCAACCGUGUGACCGAUACUUGACCUGGAACUCAGGAGCACUGCACUACAGUGAUGACAUCGUGAUGGUCCAUGAACUCAGUGACUUGAACGCUGAGCGUGACACACUGAAGCAGAACAUCGACAUGAUCACCUACAUCGGGAAGGGCACCUACACUGACUGUGCCAUCAAAAGGGGCGUGGCAGAACUGCUGGGAGGAUCUGAUGCCAGGCUGUCUGUAAUAGCCACAGACCAGAACUACAGACAGAAUUUCACAGCUGCAGACAAGGACAUGUCCUCCCCGCUCAGAACCAUCCGUACCAUUGUAAACUUGAUUAUCAAUGAGACAAAAGACGUGUGUUGUUCCUUUGAUUGCGCAGCCAAAACUGGGCCAAGAGGGCCUGAUGGGGAUCCUGGAUCCAGGGGUGAGUCUGGCAGGCCAGGGAUGCCAGGAGAAAAGGGUGAUUUCGGAGAAGACGGAAGACCAGGUGACGCAGGACCUGUCGGCUACCAGGGCAUGAAGGGAGACAAAGGAAUUAGAGGUGACAAGGGAGAGAGAGGUCACAGAGGAUUCAAGGGAGACAAAGGACAGAACGGGAUUGAUGGAAUAGAUGGACGCAAGGGUGACCCUGGUUUCCCAGGCAUGGCUGGCUGUAAAGGAUCCCCUGGGCCAGAUGGAUUUCAGGGGGAACCAGGUCCAAAAGGAGACCCAGGGUCAUAUGGCACCAAAGGAGAAAAAGGAGAUCUUGGGAAAGACGGUGAACCAGGAAGACCUGGAAAUGAUGGUCCACUCGGACCAAUGGGAGACAGAGGACCACCGGGUGCAAAUGGAGACAAAGGAGAGAGGGGUGAUGAUGGUACACCAGGCCCAGAUGGACCCAGAGGGGAAAGGGGAACACUCGGGGAGAAGGGGGAGCAAGGUUCCCGUGGAAACCGAGGAACCAGAGGAGAAGCUGGUGAGCCAGGACCCAGAGGUGAACAGGGUCGGGAAGGGUCAUCAGGGCCCAAUGGAGAGCCGGGUGCGGCUGGCCGGCCGGGGGCGAUAGGAUACCGGGGGGACGAGGGAGCCACAGGACCAGAGGGAGCCAAAGGACCAAGGGGAAUAAAAGGCGCACCAGGAGACAGGGGUGUGAUUGGUGAGAGGGGGGGAGAUGGUGUUCCAGGAAAUGGAACUGAAGGAUGUCAUGGCUUCCAGGGUUAUCCAGGUCCAAGAGGAGACCCAGGAGAGCCGGGAGGAAAGGGCAGCCCUGGACCCAAGGGAGAUGACGGAGACCCAGGUGACCCUGGGCUGGAUAAUGACCAGCCCGGAAAUUUAGGUCCUAAGGGGGCCAAGGGCCACAGGGGACCAGAGGGCAGGCCGGGACUACCUGGCCCACCUGGCCCUGCCGGUGCUGAUGAAUGUGAGAUACUCGACAUUAUCAUGAGAAUGUGCUGUGAGUACUUUUGCAAAUGUGGUCCGCUGGACAUUGCAUUUAUUGUUGACAGCUCUGAGAGUAUUGGAGCAUCCAACUUCGCCCUAGCCAAGGACUUCAUCAUAACUGUGAUUGACAGACUGGUGAAGGACCAGCAAGUGAAGUUUGGGUUCAACGAGUCACGGGUAGGUGUGGUGCAGUACAGUGGAGAGAAGGCCCAGGAAGUGGUCCAGCUUGGAGACAGCAACAUAAAUACCCUCACAGAACUCAAACAAGCUGUGAAGGACUUCAAGUGGCUUGCUGAGGCCACCUACACAGGAGAAGCUCUGCAGUUUUCCCUGACCAACAUGAUCGACCGUCUCAAGAAAGAAACCAGUGUGGUGCUGGUCAUAACAGACGGUCGAUCAGACAUCACCAGAGACGAUGUGCCGCUCAACGUGCUGUGCAACAAAGGCGUCAGGGUCGGGGGCCUGGGCAUUAAAGAUUAUAGUGGUAGAGUCCCCAAUGAGGAGCAGCUUGGGGACAUUGUUUGCAAGAAUGACCCCAAACCAGGGUUCAGCUUCAUCCUGGACAACUUUGCUGAACUUCUUGAAGAGUCCUUCCUGCAAAACCUGACAACGAGCAUUUGUCAAGACAAGAAGUGCCCCAAUUACAAAUGUCCAAUUUCAUUCAGCACAAAUUCUGACAUCACCAUUAUGAUGGACAGCUCAGCUAGCGUUGGCAGCAAAAACUUUGAAAUGACCCGCAAAUUCGUCAAGCGGGUGGCCGAGCGCUUCCUGACGGCCAAGAAGGUGGGCCCCACGGCGGUCCGUGUCGCUGUGGGUCAGUACAGCAAAGAGGCCAACUUGGAGGCAGACUUCACCGACGACUAUGCCGCGCUGGCCAAGCAGAUAGACAGCAUCGCCUUCCAGAACUCCGCCACAGACGUCACCGGCGCCCUCAGCUUCGUCAUGGAGAAGUUCAAGCGCAGCGGCAACAGGAAGAAGAAGCUGCUUCUCUUCUCGGACGGCCGCUCCCAGGGCGUGACGGAGAGCCUCAUCGAGAAGAGGGUGCAGGAGGUCCAGGCCGCCGACAUCGAGCUGUACGUACUGGCCGUGGGCAGCCAGGUGAAUGAGUCCAACCUGGGUUACCUGGUCAGCCGGGGGCGCCCGUACGACGUCACAUACGCACAGCGUCACCUCUUCAGGGCUGCCGACUACCCCUCCUUGCUCAGGGGUGUCUUUCACCAAACUGUGUCCAGGAAGGUCUCUCUGGUCUGACAGGUGGGGAGCCAAUUGGCCUGAACGAGGGAGGGGUGGUCAGGGACUAGGGCAAAAAGGUCAGCGGAAAACAGGCUUAUUUCUGAUGCGUAUGUUAAUUUAGGAUCCUAGAACGUUUGUUUAAUACUCACAUUUUCUUUGAAUGACCGGAUUCGAUUGUUUUUGGAGUAAAAAAAGGACGCCUGCAAUUCAUAUUGUCUGUGGGUCAUGAAAUGAGUGAAAAAAAAAUGUGUUUAGUGCUGAAAUAAGCAAUGGUGCUACAUUACCGUCAGCCUAGUUUAAUGGUGUUUUAUUCCCAUACUGCAGCUUGUAGGACCUGUGCAGUCUUGUUUAUAGAGUGUAGUGAUUGAGCUUCUCUUGGUGUGGAAACAUGCAGUCGCUCCUAAUGUGAAUGCAGAGUCGCUGCUGUUUAGAAAGACCAUGGGAAGGAUCAGAGGUCAGAAAUCUGCCCUUUCUAUUUGCUUACUGUUCAUUGCUGGCCAGGGAUGAGACGGUUCACAGGCAUGAAGCCAAACACUAACAUCUGAACCAUAAAAGGGCAUGUCCUUAAAGUCUUUAUUAAACCUUUUUUUUCCUCUCAUCUCAGUCCACAGUGUUAGCUGACUUAAGAGUCAUAUCACUCACACCAAAUGUUUUUGCCACUAAAGAUUUCCCAUUUUCUCCCCAUUUACUGCUGUAAAUUUCACAAUGUCAAAACAGCAAAAAACUAAAAAUCCUACAUCACUUUGUGUUACAGACAUUCAACGACAUUUCUAUAUAUCAGUGCUCCUAUAAGUCUCAGGCUUUCCUGAUAUAUUUUUGAUAAAUGUAAAAUACAUUGUUUGAAACUGUCUCUCCAAAACUGGAGCUACCGGAAAAUCUGUGUAGUUUUACAUCUCAGCAAUGUAUUGGAAUCAAAUGCAGCCUUUCAGCUGCUGUAAGGGUACGUUCCAUAAAAUAAAGAAUAAAGAUUGCUUCACCAACCACAA
Anguilla rostrata (American eel) is the source of this 4027-nucleotide messenger RNA. Its product is annotated as collagen alpha-1(VI) chain-like. Bases 186 to 3059 code for a protein of 957 amino acids. The transcript has 34 exons. The record is from RefSeq and is a predicted model, not a curated record. NCBI's taxonomy places the organism in Eukaryota, Metazoa, Chordata, Actinopteri, Anguilliformes, Anguillidae.